This is a messenger RNA of Arabis nemorensis, 618 nucleotides long. The record is from the annotation of a GenBank genome assembly. Lineage: Eukaryota; Viridiplantae; Streptophyta; Magnoliopsida; Brassicales; Brassicaceae.
AUGGGAAACCGGAUUAAUGCUGCAAAACUAGACUUCUCUGAGAUAUUAGCGAAUAAAUUUGAGGCAAAAUUGAAGGAAGCGGCUUUGAUAUCUAAAGGAAUAGAAGUCAGUGACCUCGAAUUAAUACGUAUCCGCAAACUAUGUGAUCAGGUUAUUUUGCUUGCUGAGAAUAGAGCUCAGCUUUACGAUAACUUGAAAAGCAGAAUGAACAAUGUUGCUCCAAAUCUAACUGCUUUAGUUGGUGAGCUAGUUGGUGCUCGUCUAAUUUAUCGAGGAGGCAGUUUAAUGAACCUCGUCAAGCUACCUGCUUACGAUAUCCAAAAUCUCUUUCCACCACUACUCAAGAAAACGCAUGACACACACAAGCAUGGUUUGAUUUACCGAGUUAGUCAAGCAGCACCAAAGCUCAAGAAAAAGAUGAUGCGGUCAUUAGCUACUAAAACCGCUCUAGCUAUUAGGUGUGAUGUUUUUGGUGAUGGCAAAAAUAACACUAUGGGAAUUCAAAGCCGUGCUAAGACUUACGACAUUGAUGCUGAUUCUCUUCUUGCACAAACACCAACUAAAUCCGAGACUGAGGCGGUCGAUGAUCAAUUGGUGGAGGAGAUGGAUAUGAUUUAG